This is a messenger RNA of Naegleria fowleri, 519 nucleotides long. RefSeq lists its product as uncharacterized. Lineage: Eukaryota; Heterolobosea; Eutetramitea; Acrasida; Naegleriidae. The transcript is spliced from 4 exons. The coding region runs from base 1 to 519 and encodes 172 amino acids. The record is from RefSeq and is a predicted model, not a curated record. Gene Ontology annotation, biological process: dUTP biosynthetic process. Gene Ontology annotation, molecular function: dCTP deaminase activity.
AUGUCUGUCCUUUCUCGCGAUACAAUUUUGAAGGCCAUCAAAGAAAAACAAAUCACCGUUACUCCUUUCAACUUGUCUCAUUUGGGACCUGCAUCUUACGAUUUGACUCUAUCAGAUGAAUUUAGAGAAUUAACUGUAACUGGAGAUGUCAUCCCAAUUACUGACGACGUGGAUUACAAGCAAUAUUCAAAGGCUGUAAAAAUUCCAAAAGGCGAAGCUUAUAUCCUACAGCCAGGAAAGACUGUGUUGGGCAUUACAGAGGAAGUCAUCGCCCUCUCACCAGGAUAUUGUGGCUUACUUGAAGGUAGAUCAAGAUUUGCUCGUAUGGGACUUGCUAUUCACAUCACUGCUGGCUUCAUGCAGCCAGGAAUUAAUAACAAACAAGUUCUGGAAAUUUUCAAUGCUAGUCCAAAUCCUCUUGCACUGUAUCCUGGAACUCAUGUUUGUCAGUUUGUGUUUUUGAAACUGGAAGGAAAGGCCAUCUACACUGGACGUUUUGCAAACCAGUCUCUCGAAUAA